Messenger RNA from Kalmanozyma brasiliensis GHG001, 2205 nucleotides. RefSeq names its product WD40 repeat. Bases 1 to 2205 code for a protein of 734 amino acids. The record is from RefSeq and is a predicted model, not a curated record. Gene Ontology annotation, molecular function: protein binding. The transcript has a single exon. Lineage: Eukaryota; Fungi; Basidiomycota; Ustilaginomycetes; Ustilaginales.
AUGUCGUCGCCCAAGCUCGCUUCCGUCUGGCGGCUGGGCGGCGGUCUCUUUGCUUCUUCAGCCUCUUCGGGUGCGCGCCGUCGGGAUGAAAUCCAGGCUGGAGGGUACACCGCUGGCUCCAGCCCACCUUCUGAUCCUGCCAUCGUGCCUCCUGAAUCGCAGUUUGCCGCUUGGUCCGAGCUCAUGCAAGGGGCUCCUCUUCCGGAUCGUUCCGCCACCUUCAGCAGUAUUUCAUCCUCAUCGUGCAAUGGAUGCACUCGCCCUCAUGUCAAGAAGAUUCGCAGCCAGGACAGCAUCAAAUCCAGCGCUUCGGCACAACCGUUGGAUGCUGACCCGUCCACGUCAUAUCGUCACACCCUGAUUCCAGUACCCAAGGCAGUCAAGCUCAAGCUGCGCUCUAAGAUCAAAGCCAGCCAAGAGCCUGAUUUCGGCAAGGUGUUCCUCGCCCAAGAACUCCACACGCCCUCGACAAACACGCCCGCCAGCUCACUGGGAAGGCGCAUGUCAUGCGCUAGGAGUCCAUCUGUUGCUCAAACCGAACUCACCGUUCCAUCUGCUCCGGAGCAUCGAGAGAAACGUUCGAGCUGGACUCUCGCGCCUUCCAUUGCGCGUCGAGCUUCUCUCCGUCGUCCAUCCGUGGACCUCGAACGUGGUCCGUCUCUCGGUAGGGCCAUUCGCGGUUCUGAUGGGUACGGCUCGACCGAGCGGCAAUAUGCGCCACGAGGCAGGAUGGAACGUCAAACGAGUACUGGAAGCUACCUCAAGACCAUCGCGCCCACCGCCACUUCCUCGAGCUCCCAUUCGUCCGGUUCCGACAACGUACCUCCGCCCCUGUCGCCAAGUAUGACCGCCGAUCUAGACAUUCCCGACGACAGCAGGGCCAAGCGACCCAAAGCAGCGACGCCCAAGCGCAAAACUUAUGCGAUGCAAUUCUCGCUCGAUGGUCGAUAUCUUGCUCUAGCUGGCUCGGAUCACCUAAUUCGCGUAUACGAAGUCAUCUCCUCGCCAUGUGAGCGUGCCGUAGAGGUCACUCGGGCCCAGGCGUUGCGUGCAGAGGAGGCCGCACAGAGAAAGAACGCGUCGACCUGCUCGCAAGGAUCUAACUGCAUGGAUCGAAGCAACACCAAGCUGGAUGUACGUGCUGGUGCCACAGAGCUGACCCCGGUGCUCAAAUCGACCCCGCUUCACGUCUUUGCAGGCCACAGCGGCGACAUCCUCGACCUGUCAUGGAGCAAGAACAACUUCCUUCUUAGCUGCGGCAGCGACAAGACCGCCAAGCUUUGGCAUCCGAACCGCGAGGACUGCCUCUGCACCUUCACUACGUCUGCCGUCGUUUCGUCCAUCGACUUCCAUCCCACCGAUGAUCGAUUCUUUGUCACCGGUGGACUGGACGGCAAGCUGAGGCUUUGGAACAUCUCCGCUCGCCGGGUGCAGUCGCUCACGGACGUGCCUGGAGUCAUCACUGCGGUCGCAUUCUCCUCGAGCGGCGCCGUCGUGUGCGUCGGCACGCAUGCCGGUUCCGUGCUCACCUUUGCUUGCACCGACUCGCUCUCCUACCUCAACGCCAUCAAGGUGAAAUCGGCCGCGGCGAGCAAGAGCACCCAGCCGAGCAAGAUCACCUGCAUCCAACCUAUCCCUCUUCACGCCUGCUCGCCGGAGGUCAAGGCGGCCGCUUCGAGCAGAUCCACUGCGCCCACCAAAGGCGAUUCGGAGUAUAUGAUUGUCACGUCCAACGACUCGCGCGUGCGCAUCUACUCGAUCGCCGCGCACCGUCUCGUGUCGCGUCUCAAGGCGACGUCGUACGUGAAUCGCAACAGUCAGAUCCGCGCCACCACCUCGACGGACGGCCAAUUCGCUGUUUCUGGUAGCGACGACGCCUCGAUCCACGUAUGGAGCCUCGCGAGCAACGCCACGCUGUUCGGCAAUCUCUUCUCGGGGAUCAAGAGGAGCAAUUCGAUUGUCAAGAGCGGCGUGGGCGAUCUUGGCGACAAUUCGACGUGGAGGAGCUGGCAGGCGGGCGCGGGCAGUGUGCGUUGUGCGAUCUUUGCGCCGACUGCGACGGCAGAGCUGCUGGCCGCGGCGGAGGAUCCCUUGGAGCGAGAAAAGGGGGAGAAGGCCGCGGUAAGGGCGAGGAUCAUCGUCUCAACCGACGACAGUAACGCUAUUAGGGUCUGGAGGUGCGAUCCGCUCGGUCGGCUCGUGUAG